Molecule: messenger RNA, 8322 nt
Organism: Solea solea (common sole)
Lineage: Eukaryota; Metazoa; Chordata; Actinopteri; Pleuronectiformes; Soleidae
Product: regulating synaptic membrane exocytosis protein 1-like
Exons: 35
Coding region: 79-4710 (1543 amino acids)
Biological process (GO): positive regulation of synaptic transmission; regulation of synaptic plasticity; regulation of membrane potential
Cellular component (GO): cytoskeleton of presynaptic active zone; presynaptic membrane
Molecular function (GO): small GTPase binding; transmembrane transporter binding
Source: RefSeq, a predicted model, not a curated record
GGAGGAGGAGGCAGAGGAGGAGGAGGAGGAAGAGGACGAGAGGAGAGGAAAGGAGGGAAGGUGGUGGUGGUGGGGAAGAUGUUCGCCUCGGUGGGCCCUCGGGGCGGCCCGCGCCCAGCGGUCCCCGCAGCCAUCCCGGAGCCGGACCUGAGCCAUCUGACGGAGGACGAGAGGAAGAUCAUCAUGGCUGUGCUGGCUCGGCAACGAGAGGAGGAGGCGAAGGAGGAGGCCAUGUUAAAAGAAGAAAAGCCUAUCCAAGCACGAACGGUGAACCUGGUGGGGCAGAAGAAACCUCCACAGCAAAAUGACGUCAGAGGCAUCCAGCAGCAGUUGUCCAGCUACAGGGAGACGGUGAUCCGACAGGCCUCGGUGGCGGCAGGUUCGACCGUUCACCGGGACGACGCCCCGACCUGUGGCAUCUGCCGCAAGACCAAGUUUGCGGACGGCUGCGGGAACCUGUGCUCGUACUGCCAGACCAAGUUCUGCGCCCGAUGUGGAGGACGAGUGUCUCUGCGAUCCAACACGCAGGACAAAGUGGUGAUCUGGGUGUGUAAUAACUGCCGAAAGCAGCAAGAAAUCCUCACCAAACCUGGUGAUUGGUUCACCACUCCUUCUGGAAAGCCCACCGGCCUCGGCUCAGCCGUCAGUGAACCAUCCGUGUGCCAAACGUCCGGCGAUAAGAAACUCCGGUCUCGCUCCCAAGCGCCAUCCGACUCCACCACCGCGAUCCAAGACCCCAACCGACUCAGUGGGACCGGCACCACACCUGGAAACGACAACCGGUCACGUAGCGAACCACCACGAGACACGAGAAAUGGACGGGGAGGUGGAGGAGCUGGUCGAGGAGAGCGGAGGCCGGGUCAACCCAAGCUGCAGACCCAGGUGUCCAUGGACCGGAACCUGCGGGGGGAGUCCAGGGAGCGCAGGGAGAGCCGGCGACUGACAAAGGGACGCUCUCUGGAGCACGAUCCUGUGGUUGGAGGUGGUAGUUUGAGGCGGACAGAGGAAGGGGGCUACCACAACGUGGACCACAACGGUGCCACCCCUUGCCAAGCAGGGCUGGUCCCUCAUGGAGGCAGAGGACACCCUGUGCCCAUGCAAGGUCGCGGCAUGGGCGUAGUAGGGGAUGGUGUUCGGCCCGGUCAGAGGACGGUGGGUGGGAUUGGUGGGCUACAUGAACACACCCUUUCUGAGCAAGCCCCUCCCUCUGAACUUAGAGAGCUAACAGGUUCAGGACCUGGUUCAGCCGCUGGCCAGGGACCUGUAGUGAAGCGGACCAAACGGGAUAAGUCUGAGAGCAUGCUACGCAAUGAUUCGCUCAGCUCUGACCAGUCGGAAUCUCUGCGGCCGCCACCACCGAGGCCCUACAAGUCAAAACGGGGGCUGGGCGCUGGAGGGAAGAGGCAAACAAGUGUGAGCAGUUCUGAGGAGGAAGGAGGGACCACGCCCGAGUACAGCAGCUGCGAGGACGCCGAGAUCGAAAGUGUCAGCGAGAGAGGUGACUGGGAGUGUUACCCGCAUGACCCCACCGUAUGGCACCAUCCUGUGACCUGGCAGCCGUCCAAGGAGGGAGACCAUCUGAUCGGCCGAAUCACCCUGAGCAAGAGGAGCGCUGCGAUGCCUAAAGAAGCUGGGGCUCUGCUGGGGUUAAAGGUGGUGGGGGGCAGAGUAACGGAGUCAGGGAGAUUAGGUGCCUUCAUCACGAAAGUCAAAAAGGGCAGCUUGGCUGACGUGGUGGGACAUCUAAGAGCAGGGGAUGAGGUUUUGCAAUGGAACGGAAAGUUGUUACCUGGCGCGACUAUGAAGGAAGUUUACAACAUCAUCCUCGAGUCUCAGGCCGAGCCUCAAGUGGAGCUGGUGGUAUCCAGACCUAUAGGGGUGUGUAGAAAAUAUCAUGAUAUCCCAAGAAUCCCCGACACAUCCCACCCUCCAUUAGAAUCUACAGGUUCCAGUUCUUUUGAGUCACAGAAGAUGGAGAGACCAUCCUUAAAUGUCCUGUCUCCCUCCAGUCCCGGGAUGCUCCAAGACGCUCCGCAGUUAAUGCCAGGGCAGCUCUCAGUGAAGCUGUGGUACGACAAAGUGGGUCACCAGCUAAUAGUCAACGUGAUGCAGGCUGUAGAUCUUCCGCUUCGACCGGAUGGGCGGCCUCGGAGCCCCUACGUCAAAAUGUACUUCCUGCCUGACCGCAGCGACAAGAGCAAGCGGAGGACGAAAGCCGUGAAGAAGACCUGCGAGCCCAAGUGGAACCAGACGUUCGUCUACCCUCACGUCCACCGCAGGGACUUCCGCAACCACAUGCUGGAGCUGACGCUGUGGGACCAGCCCAGAUCACCGGAGGAGGACAGCAUCUUCAUGGGAGAGAUCCUCAUAGAGCUGGAGACGGCGUUACUGGACGACAAGCCUCACUGGUACCCACUACAAACCCACGAUGUCUCAUCCAUACCGCUGCCCCAACCGUCCCCGUACCUGCCCCGACGUCACACUCACACAGAAACACCCGGCAAGAAGCUGCAGCGUUCACAGCGUGUAACAGAGCCUGAAUUUGAUGAGGGUACAGCAGUAGUGUCUAAAGCAGCGGAUGGGCGUGGCAGGGAGAGGCAGCGGGAGCCCUCGUCGACGCUGGAGGUGCCGGAUCAGCAGAGGACGCCAUCGCAUCACGUACGAUCCCGCUCCGUCUCCCCGAAGCGCGAGGAGCAGGGACGAAUCCGAUCCCGGCCUCCCAACGUUCCCACGCAGAGGAGUUUGGACGACGAGCUUCCUCACAGUCGCCGCUCUCGUUCUCCAGCCCGCUUCUACGACUCUGCCAGAGGUCGCCACCAGGAGGAGGAGUACCUGGACGACAGUGAGAUCAUCAUGAUCCACCAGUCAAUGCGAGGCAAAAGUGCCGAGUGCCUCCACACCAGGAGAUCUACUAAGCACAGUAACACUUUGCCACCCAAGAUGCCACUUUUGUUCAACGGCAUCCACAAACACACAAACAGUUCCACGCUGCCUGCAUGUCGAAAGACGAGCGCUGUCACAAAAUCGCACGUAGUCAAUGCAAAGCGUCAUUCCGUCACGCAACGGGUUGUAAUGUUCAGAGAUGAGGUGACAGUUAGUGAUCUUCAGCCGUCUCUGGACAGGGUUAGAAGUGCUAGUGCCAACUGUCUGACUCCAGACAAUCAUGCCCCCUCACCAGAGACUGACAGAAAAUCAUUGUCACGUACGCUGCCGCGGAGACGUCCGGCGAGUCCCAGGAUUCUUAUUCAACAUGCUUCCCCUGAAGAUGACAGACAGCCUGGGACCUUGGAAACACCUGAAUGUCAGACUCUUGGCAGGAAGCUCUCUGACAGUGGCAGGGGCCACCUCCAAGGUGGUGCGUCUCUUUCCUCCUCAGUGACGUCCUCCUCAGCUCGCAAAGUGAGGCAGCUCCCGCAGCUUCCCCCCAAGAGCAGCACUGUAGAACAAGCCCUGGUAGCAGAGGAGCGUGUCCGUCAGCUCCAGAUGAGGGUGCAUUCCAACCGGGUGUCGGCUGCCUCCACGUCCAGCCAACAGGACCUGGACAGAGCCCUCAAGAACAAACGCGAGCUCUACAAAGAUCAGAGGAGGAGCAGUGAAAACGUUUCCCAUAAGUCCUCAGACAGUGAUGUCAGCGACGUGUCAGCCAUCUCUCGAACCAGCAGUGCCUCUCGCAUCAGUAGCACCAGCUACAUGUCCAUCCAGUCAGAGAGACCCCGGGGACGCUUCAGUCGGGCCAUGCGCGCAACGGGCCGCCACAUGAUGAAAAGCACCAGCGUGAGUGGUGAGAUCUACGGCAUGGAGCACACCGACGGCAGCCAGUCAGACACCGCACUGGGAAGCCUGGGGAGCGGGAUCAAGAAGCGGCGCUCGAGCCUCAGCCAGCGCGUCGUCGCCAUCCUCCCAUCCAGACGCAGCCGAAGUACCUCGCAAUUGAGCCAGACAGAAGCGGCGGGUAAGGCGGUGGACAGACAGAAAGAGGCGUCAACAGGUAAGAAAGGCAAAGGCAGCAGCAGCAUCCAGAGGAGUGUGGAGACGGGAAUGGCGGUGGAGUAUCCUCGAGGAGGCUCAGCCAUGAACCGGCAGGCCAGCAGAGAGUCCACUGACGGCAGCAUGAACAGCUACAGCUCUGAGGGGAAUCUGAUCUUCUCAGGGAUGCGGUUGGGUGCUGACAGUCAGUUCAGUGACUUCCUGGAUGGUUUAGGCCCUGGUCAGCUGGUGGGCCGGCAAACGCUGGCAACACCUGCCAUGGGUGAUGUCCAGAUUGGUCUGAUGGAUAAGAAAGGCCAGCUGGAGGUGGAGGUGAUCAGGGCACGAGGCCUUACCCCCAAACCAGGCUCCAAAUCCCUCCCAGCUCCCUACGUGAAGGUGUAUCUUCUGGAUAAUGGAACAUGUAAAGCCAAAAAGAAAACCAAGAUUGCACGAAAGACUCUGGAGCCUCUCUACCAGCAGCACUUGCUCUUCGAGGAGAGUCCGCAGGGCAAAGUGCUUCAGGUGAUAGUAUGGGGUGACUACGGACGAUUGGACCACAAAUGUUUCAUGGGUGUAGCACAGAUCCUGUUGGAGGAACUGGACCUCUCAAGCACGGUGAUCGGCUGGUACAAACUGUUUCCGCCAUCGUCAUUGGUGGACCCUACAUUAGCUCCACUUACACGACUGGCAUCUCAGACGUCAUUGGACAGCUCAGGACCGCCGCCAGGCGUUCGGUCCUAGUGACCGGAUAGCGAUUCGCAAAACCCCCCAGCCCCCCACACAACACCCCUUAAAAUUACAAAACAAUGGACCACAUGCUACUGGACCACAGCUGAGCCGAGGGCGAGAUCCCAAACCACGAGAACAAACAUGAAAAGCCCUCGGUGAACCAGUGAAAAGCCAGACGGAGAGACAGGGAAUGAGAGAGAGAAAGAGAGAAGGAGAGACAGAACUAGCCAAUCAAAGCUUAGCUGGAGUCUGACAAUCAUGUCUCACACCUUCCCUCUUCCCCCUCCUUACACCGUUUUGUUUCAAGAGCUUUGCUUUGCUUUGUUUUCUCCUCUGAACCCACAGUGGUAGAGAUUUCUGUCCAACAUUCUCUCUACUGUUUCCUUUCUAUUUCUUUCUUUCUUUCUUUUCGUCUAACCUUUUUGCGCAGCCCCUAUCAGAACGCUCAAUCCAAGUAGAGUCCUCCUCCUCCAGCCACGGUAGCGCCCCGGCCAAUCAGAGUAGAGCGUACUGCGAGGUCACAGGGACGAGGAGUCUAAACAAUGUGUGGGUUGUUAGUUAGUAGCAAAACGGAUACAGCGUUGUGCUGCUGUACUGUUACCGUAGUAACAAGUGUUGUAGACGAGCACGAGGGGUAGAGGUCUGGCACAGUUUGGUGGCCCCUUCAAACGUGAAGGGCAGCCUGCACAUGCACGUGCACAUUCUUAGCCUUGUUGUGAGAUAGAUACGAAAGCAAGCACAAGAAACGGUCGACUCCUUUAUGCGGAGAAACUGAAAGUUAAAGAAAACACAGGCCAAAUUAAAGGGGAUAUAUGUGAAAUAUGUACGGCGGCGACAUUUGAAAUGGUUACUACAAUCCCGAGUACAAUAUGUUAGAACGUAGUUGCCACAACACGAAAACACUGAGCUGAACGAACACCUAGCCUUGCACUGUGUGUGUGCACAAACCCAACUGUCCCAUUAUCACAUGACAAAAAGAGACAACAAUAACGAGCCGUAAAAAUGCUACAUAAUUUAAAUAUCCACCAACAACAUAUACAAGAUGUUAGCUAACCUUGGAUAUCUUGGGAAUCUCCACGGCUGACUCUUUUUCUUGGCCCCUGGUCAAGACCUUUUUUAGUGAGGUACUGAGGGUUUCUAGGUUUGGUAACGUUCGGAAAUAUCUGACCCAAAGCCUCUGAAAUGCAGCUCAUUGUGUUUGACGUAUGUCGAGAUCAGACUACGCAAUUUUUUUGUCUUUCACGAUGGUCAUUGUGUCAGAUUAUCAAUCAGAGUGGCCGUGGCAACACUUCAAAUUUGAUCCUCAACCAACCAGCGAAAAAAAGGAUUGUAGACCCAUUCCUGGGUGUCACAAAGAGGACGGUAUGGACUAUUUGUCCUUUAGAGAGAACUUGGAAGAUAACUUCUCUUCACCAUGUGAAGCACUGUUACCCUAUUGGUCCAGGAGCACAGGAGUCAGGAAAAUGGAAAGAAUUAGAAUUAGAAUUAGAAAACUAUAUUCAUUCAUUCAUACAAUUUGAACAUGCCAGACGUUGUGGAGUCUGCCAGACACCAAAUCUCUGUUCUCCAAUUAUGUUACACUACAUGUCUGUUCAUCACUCCCGUCGUUUAUAAUUUGGUCAAGACCAAAUCACUUGAAAAUCAGCAAGGAGUUAUCAAUCAUGGCUAUAGAUGCGUUGGUCCCAUUCCUGGGCGUCACGAAGAGGACACUAUGGACUGUUUCUCCUCCUUCUCCUACUUGAAAAUCGGCGUAAAUUUGCAUAGUCUGAUCCCGACAAUACUCUCGGCGGCUACAAACCGCGACCAAAACGUAAGUGUCACAAGUCUGUGUCUCUGAUGACACAUGGCAUCAUGUUGCUAUGAUACAUUUCUUACAUAUAUCCCCUUUAACUAUUUGCUUAUUGAAAAAUCUUGACUCGUUUUAUUUCUUUGUCUUUUUCGUUGUUUUUGCGUGAAAGUUCAGACUGGUACCAUACGGUGCAGACUCCCUCUUGUUUUUGUGUACGUUUCAUUGUUUUCCGAGCGACGGUGUCAAAGGCCGUCAACAACGGUCUCGCUACAAUCACCCGAACAAUCUCCACCCAGUCCCCUCCCCCACCCCUCCACGACCCCCCCCCCCAAACCCUCUAUCUCCCCCUGUAGGAGGGAGCAGCAUGACUCGGGAAAUCCCGCGACCCCCCAGCCCCCCAAGCUGCAUGCACGUUUCUUUUCGUUCUGUUCGUUCUCUCUCUCUCUUAUUUUUUUGGUUCGUUUUCUAUUUCCGUUUUUACUCUCUCUUUUUUCUUUCUUUGUUUGUUUCGUUUUUGUUUUGUUUUGUAAAACUCGAAGAUGAGACAAAAAUUCAAAACAGAACAAAUUAUCAGAAAAAAAAACAGAAAACAGAAAAAAGACUAGAAUAUGUGUGUUAGUUCCACAUACUUUUAGGCCAGCUUGUAUGUUGCAUGUUCUUGUACAGUUUGCUCGUACUGAAUAUGAAUACAAACCGAGAAAAGCCAAGCCAUCCCCACCCCCUAGCAGGAGCGGACCAAUGGGGAAAGGGGGGCAACUCCACCUAGGCCACGCCUACCACUCUGGGUCUAAAUAUCCAUAUUAGGGUGAAAAAAACGGAUUAUUUUGAUUGCGUUUUUUUUUUUUUUAUGUUGGAACCCUUUUGAAACAACAACAACAACAGUGCUGUUUUGUAGUACUAAUUCUACUCGAGCCCCUGGCGUCUCCGAGGAUGUAAAACUGUAGUCGGGGCUAGAGACCGAGAUAGAGAAUGUGUGUAUAACAGCUAAAUGUAUAUGAAGUAUCCUUAUGAGUUUGACAGAAAUGAUAAAGAUAUAGAUAUAUGAAUUAUAAAAAAAGAAAAAAAGAAAAGAGUGUAUGACUGCACACCAGUCACCGACACACACACACACGUGCACGCACACACACACGCGACACCUUGUACAUACAAAUCAGGACGAGCGGCGCGAGUAGAGUUUGAAGAUUUGAACAAAUAGAUAAAUAAAUGAUUUAAACAAAAAAGGGGGGGGGAAAAAAAGGAAAGAAACACACAAACAUUCCUGGUCUUGUUGAGGGGGAAGUCGACGUCCUGUGCUCGAGCUGCUGAGCGGCGUCGAGCCACAGGGGGGCACUCAAAAGGCCUUUAUUUUUGUCCCCUCCACCGUCAGAAGAAAAACUAGCAGAAACCAAUUAGAACAAAAGUUUAAUUUCUUCUCCUCAAACUCCUUCCCCACCACCACCGCACCCCCCUCCCCGCACUUUCACCCCCUGUUUAUUACUAUUGGUUUGGACUGGACUUCUGAAACCAAUGAGGUUUUUUGCAAAACAUAUUUUUGCGGAUGCUUUUGUUGAAAACCCGCGGCGGUGUGGCCGACUGCCUUUUCCUUUGUCAGUAUUACUCCAGGGAUACUGAUUGUUUACAGCCCGUGGCUCCUCCCCCACGCCCCGCCCCCGCCCCCCACACUCCCAAAAUAACCACGAUUCUAGACGAAAGACGAAGUAUUCACUGCAACAGUUCUUGUUUGUAUAACAGAUGUGGCUCUACUGAUGUGUAUGUUUUAUAUUCAAGAGUUCAUUUUUAUUAUUUACAAAUAAAAGAGUGUGUGGAAGAAGACGAUCAUGGCUUUUUCAAACAGA